CGGUACGCCCCUUCGCCACACGGAAAUAAAGGCUCCAGCUAGCUAGACACACACAGGGAUGUCAAAUGUUGUAGUACGUCGCCCCUUUUUGCAUGUUUUUAAAUAUUUGUUCCUCGAGAAGACUAUUUUAUUGUAAUUCUGCCUCACUUAUCACCUUGCAUGAGUCGAUAUGGCGACGUGCAUACCCUUUCAAACCCAGCUGUCCUCGAUAAUGGAGGUCUUGGUCAAAGCAGCAGUGUCAGAGAUAUCCAAACUGGUCGAUGACAAAUGUGCGUUUUUGCAUCUUGAGAUCUCCAGAAAGCAAAGCGAGAAUGAGAUGCUGAAGAGGAAGUUAGUAAUGAUGGAGAAUAAAAACGCACAGCUGCAGAGAGGCUUCGAGAACUACAUGGACCGAGGAACUGAUGUUGGGGGUCCGCAUCCCACAGGAGAUAUGAAGUUUCCUGAGAUCACAGAUGCCGCUGUUUCAUUUGCAAUUAAAGAAGAGAGUCCAGAUGAGACGCUGUGGAUCACUGAUCCUGCCGGACCUAUCGGUUCUGAUGUUCAGUAUCCUAAUUCAGCCAAUGCUCCAGAGAGUCAGCAGCUAGAAGAUGACCGUCAGUUACAUCCCUCAGAGGUUGGCAGGCAAAAAGCGUCCGAGUUUGGUGAGUUGUAUAACUCUGGUCAGCUUGCAGGAGACAUCAGUGGCCUUCAGUUCACCGUCAAGAUGGAGAAGGAGGAGAACCAAUCACGAUUUGGGCGGGAUGGAUGUCAGCACAGCAGGGGAAAGCAGACUCAGCUUGGUGCUGACUUCUCCAUGGAUGAGCGAGAGAAUCAGCUCUGGUCGUCCAUAAUUGAAGGUGAGGACAUUGACACAGGUUUCCCUGACUUUUCCAGCGUGGUAGAGGAGUAUUCCCAAACAUUCCCAGACCAUCCUGAUGCUCAUGUGGGUUCAAACACCAGCAAGUCAGCUGGAGUCCAGCACCUGUCCUCUCAGAGGCAGUGUAAUGGGAUCUAUAACAGUGACGGUCCACAGUCGUCCACUUUUCAGGCCAGACCUCAGGGUGCUGUGUUGCAGCAGGACAGGCAGAAGGAGCAGAUUUACACACAGCGAAACCCGUCACAUGCUGCACAUCUGAGGCAGCUGGAUGAACACUCAGAGAGAGAGACUGCAGCGGGAGAUAGACUGACUCCAGCGCCUUCGCAAAACACUUUCACAUCAGGCAGCUUCACCCAUCACACCCCACACAGAGCUCUCUCCGGCAUGGCACGAGGCUACGUCUGCUCCCACUGUGGAAAGUCUUUCAGCCGCCUGCACCAGUUCAAGCUGCAUCAGCAAAGCCACAAGAGAAAGAGGGCGUUCUGGUGCUCGGUGUGCGGCAAGAACUUCCAGUGCUCCUCCCAUCUCAGCAUCCAUCACCGCACGCACACGGGCGAGAAGCCGUUCGGCUGCGGACAGUGCGGGAAGAGGUUCACGCAGCAGAGCAGUCUGAGGGUCCACCAGCGAACGCACAGCGGGGAACGGCCAUACAGCUGCUCUUUGUGCGGGAAAACCUUCAUCAUGAUGCACCAUUUGAAGCGGCACAGAAUCAUUCACACGUACAGCUGAGGGGAAGACGUCUGAAGGGAUAUUGCUCAGGUGAAAAGACACAAAUGACCCCAAAACCAAACAGAAGUGGCGCUGAGUUGCAACUUUUAUCGGUUUGGAUUCCUACCCAUGAGGCAUUUCACUCAGACUUUGUAAAUUAAUGCAUAUUCGACUAUGCAAUACUCCAUGUGGAUGGAUUUUAAGACACUCCUUUUUUAAAAUACUUAUUUAAACUUGACUGAAUUGCAUCCACAGAACAGACACACACACACACACACUUCAGUAUUUUUAAGACACCUCUGAAGCUAGAAAUCCCCAAAAAUACGGUCUGAAAUGUGGAGUCAUAACAAGAACGUCCUGCAGAUUCUCUCCUCAUCUUACCUGCAUAAAGAGCUUCACUCAUAGAUCCUGUUGGUUUUAGCUUGUAGAAAUCUGCCUUACUUUAUCUCAGCACUGAAACUGUAGAAGCACAAGAUGCCCAUUAGCCCCCUUAACUCUGCCCUUUGUAUUCAGAGCCAGCGAAGCACCUCUCAGGUUUCAAUUUGGUGUCAAGAUGUAAAAAUAAAUGCCUGCCUAUUGUUCCAAGUUGAAAAUUUCCAUUAAAUGUAUCCCCCAAAGUCCUUAACUCUUUGUUAUGAUUUGUAAUAAAUUGACAUUAUAAUUGA
This is a messenger RNA of Notolabrus celidotus (New Zealand spotty), 2229 nucleotides long. RefSeq names its product zinc finger protein 252-like. NCBI's taxonomy places the organism in Eukaryota, Metazoa, Chordata, Actinopteri, Labriformes, Labridae. The transcript is spliced from 4 exons. The coding region runs from base 170 to 1585 and encodes 471 amino acids. Gene Ontology annotation, biological process: regulation of transcription by RNA polymerase II. The record is from RefSeq and is a predicted model, not a curated record. Gene Ontology annotation, molecular function: RNA polymerase II cis-regulatory region sequence-specific DNA binding; DNA-binding transcription factor activity, RNA polymerase II-specific.